AUGAAUGAUUCCGUUUUAACGCAACAGCGACCUGAAGUUAAUGAAUCAUUAUUACAUUAUCAGAGUAAUAAUAGUAGUGGUAGUUCAUUGAAUGCAAGACAGUAUGUUACUAAGAGUGGUUGUGAGCAAGAAGAAAUGAAAAGGUGGAGUUGGACAUGGUGGAAAGAAUUGACUAUUAUUCUCACGGUGUUUGCUAUCACUGGAUCAACAACCGUUAGAAUUGUUAGACCAAUUGUCACUAAUGUAUUUGGAAUUGAAGGUGGUUUCAUAGAUGGUCCAUGGUCUUAUAGGCUUACGUAUCUCAGUAUAACUCUUCCGUUAUACUCUUUGAUAUUAUUGGUUGUAGGAACCAUUUUUAGACGUCACAAUUAUUUUAAAGGAAUCGUAUUGAGGAUGUGGGGAAGAUUUAUUCCUAAUCGAUUAACUAAAAUUAAACGUGAUGACAGUUUGGUGUGA
Molecule: messenger RNA, 456 nt
Organism: Funneliformis caledonium
Lineage: Eukaryota; Fungi; Glomeromycota; Glomeromycetes; Glomerales; Glomeraceae
Source: the annotation of a GenBank genome assembly